This is a messenger RNA of Porites evermanni, 14937 nucleotides long. Lineage: Eukaryota; Metazoa; Cnidaria; Anthozoa; Scleractinia; Poritidae. The record is from the annotation of a GenBank genome assembly.
AUGCCCAUUUCCUUUUAUAGAUUGGCUUCUUUAAGUGAAAAGAAUGUACAGCAAGAUCAAAGAAAAGUCGAGGACAUAAGUGGUUCAAACAGACCCUCUGAGCUGGAGAAAGAUUUCUGCGCCUUUUUCGAUGAAGACAGGGUGGAUGCUUGCAUAGCAAUGCAGACCGAAUAUAGCCGUAAUGAUGGUGAUUUUGUUGACAUUUACUAUCCGAGGUUGGCCUGUCUCAUACUUGAGGUAGGUGGAAAACUUUACCAGCCAAAUUUAAAAAUACUUGAAUUUAGUCCGUCUAACUAGAAAAAUGUUCUUUUUUUGAACAGAAUGCAUAAUUCAGUGCAACACACAAAAAUUCUCGCUUUAAACGCGAAAUCUGAGAUGGACAUUACUCAAAAUGGGCCUAUCUGGCCCCAUUCUCGGAGACCCAGGGGCAGCUAGUCGGGACAGUAGAAUGUUCGUGGUGAAAGUUUACCAUAAAAUCGUGAAGAUCCCUUGGGCACUUAUUCUUACCGAACCAGUUUCGAAAGCGUUUGAAUUGGCUGUUUCUGAUUGGCCAGAAAAAAUACAAUUUGCGAAGAGAAGCAGCUGGCAUGGGUGACUCGGGUUUUCGUACACGACGUAGUUUUCCUCAUUGAUCGCCACAGUUGCAUAGCGCGUUCAACGGGGAAACUUUCUCGAGGAAAGUUUCAGAACAAAAAUUAAAUUAAAUUAAUGUUAACGAAGCCGGAAAAGUUACAAGCUUUGGCACGGUUACAAGAAACAAACGGUCUCCCAUGGAUUUUUACGGCGGAUCUGUCGAAGGCAUAUUUGAAUUUUUGUUGCUAAUACGCGAUGCACGACUCACUUUCCAACCCUUUGCUCACAAUUUGUAGUAUACUACGCCAAGCUUGCAUUUUAGAUCUCCAUUUUCGUUGCAUAAUUUCUGAAACCUUUCUGGCUUCGUUAACAUUUUGUUCAUUUUUCUACUCAACUAAGGCGAGCGAUGAGGAAAUCUGCGUCGUGUAAGAAAACUCCAGAGUCAACCGGCUGCUCCUCUCCGCUUAUUGGCCAGAAAAAUAUUUUUCUGGCCAAUCAGAAGCAGGCAAUUCAAACGCUUCUGGAACUGGUUGGGUGGGAGUAAGUGCCAAGGGUCUCUUCCUGAUCUUAUAGUAAACUUUCACCACGAACUUUCUAUUGUCGCGCGUCGACUAGCUGCCGCUGGGUCUCCGAGGAUGAUCUUGCCCCGCUCGGGUAGUCAGCCGGGACACAGGUUUUGUUUUACCUUGCCCGGUCGCAUUUUUAAUUAAAGUUUAUAUUUCCGUUAAAAAUACGAAGACAAAAACAAAAAUGCAUUGUUUGAUAAUUACGCUGCUGAUGGACGAGCAUCUUUUCACUUGAGGUUUCACACCUGUCCAGUAUUUUUACUGAAUUUGUUGACCUUGUAUUCGCUGACAAUGACUCAAUUUGUUUUUCUAUUUUCACAGACUGCGUAUGAACAGGCCAAAGAGGUUCAUGAAGCUUUUUCCUAUACUUUUAAGGAGAUAACCAACAUUAUGAUGAACAACUCUCCUUGGUUCGGACAGGAACUGUGGACUGCUAGGAAGGUAAUAAUACUCCAAUAUUAAUGCUUUGUUUUUGUUCAGUGCGACAAAGGUAUCAUUUGGGCUCGCCCAAGAAGAGUAAUCGAGUUCCCUUGUUUUGAUUCAGAGUUGCAGUAGGUACGCGUAAACAAGCAAAGUAAAUAAGCCAAGCGACGCGAAUGUCUGCCGCGCGCUGUGUCAACAACACAGCAUUUAUCUUCGUUACAUAUGACCCACAGAUGACGCACGGUAAACAAAUCGCCAAUAGAAAACAAACUUUUUGGAAAAACAAAGUACACUGAGUGAAUUAAACAAACUUUCAAAUAAUUUGAAUUUUCCAUGUGCAAUAUUAUCGUCCUGGCAGCAUACGUUGUGAAUGGUUUGGCUUAUUGCCAAGAGUUUAACAAUAUUUUUGCUUUCAGUUGUCGAGCGCCAAAUUAGAAGAUGUGACGCAAAUUCCAUGAUCUCGUACAUGGGAUAAUUAAGGGUAACAUCGAAUGAUGCAUAAUUUCGUUGCAUAUUUUCAAAAUCUUAUUGAGCAAAAUUACCUCUUAAGCAAGUUGCAUUCUUUCACGGUCGAACCGUAAAGGGGCAGAGUACAGCAUCUUCACGUACAAACCGCGUUCUAUUUUUCAAACCCUUGCGUUAAUUAGAUUAAGGACCUGUCCACACAUAUCCGUAAUCGUUUGAAAACGCAUCGUUUUCGCCCGUCCACACGUAUUCCCUUAAUCGGUUUGAAAACGAUAACUUAGCCGACUGGGCAUGCUUGACGAAGGAACGCGCUCGUCUGCCAUCUUGAAUAAGUUUCUAAUAUUGCGCGGAAUGGAUUGGAACUGAUAAUGUGACCUCAGCGUUUCCGUAGAGUUCCGUUUACAUCUGUCCACACGUACACGCGAAAACAGCGUUUUUAAAAAGUUCCACUCUGGAGAGCGUUUUCGAAAAGUUCCGUUUUCUUUGAUCGUUUUCAUCGGAUACAUGUGGACGGUAGCUGUAUCCGUAAAAAAAAGUUGCGUUUUCAAGUGAAAACGGAUGUGUGUGGACGGGACCUAAGUCGCAUUCUCUCAUACACGAACUAUGAAAGCGGCAAAUUCCAAAGCUUACACGUGCAAACUGCGUGACAAUACAAGUCAUGGUAAGGGUCUGAUCACAUGAGCAGGGGAAGCAAUGCGCAUGAACAAUGUGUUACCCGGGUUGUUUACCAUUUACCACAAAUUCCUGGAAAUUCCGGUUGGGAUGUAAAUGGUAAAGGUUUUUUUGGUUCGCCCACUGGAAAAUUCCCGGGACAAACAGAAAUUCUGAAAAGGUAGUCCCGUUUUCCGAUUCGGACGUUCCGAAUGGAAAUUCGUUUGCCAUUUACAAGUUUCUGGAAUUUCGUACUAGUUUCACGGAUGUUGUAACUAGAAUCCAGUCUAGCGCGUCGCGAAAACCCGGAAAUUUUAGGCAAAUGGUAAACGACGCGUACCGUUCUUACCGACCGAAAAUUCCCAACCAAAAUUUCCUUAGCGUGCGAACGUCAGACGUUUCUCGUCGCUCAUCGCCGCUGAGAGACGCUUCGAGAGGAGGAGCGUCUGCGACUCAGCGACAGCAAUUCCAUACUGACGACGCAAAAUCUGUCCGGAAUCCGGUCAGAAGCGCUAAUUGGUCGGCGGAGUAGUUUCAUUGUUCUAGUGUUUGUUUACAAAUGACAGACAAAAGACAAAAGGCGGCAAAGGUCAAAUGGAAACGCGAUGAAUCUCUAACAAAACAGUCAAUAUUUGUGGAAUAUAGUCUUUUCUAGAAGAAGGAUUUGAGUUUUGCUGGAGCUCAUUCGCAGAUGAACACAACACUUUUCCAAAAUCGACCAGGAGAAACGUAAAAUUGAGCAAAUUUGCAUUUGGAACCCCAUGACUCCCGGAUUUGUUAAGUAAACAUUGAUUUACGUCAUCCGUAUGGAAUUUCUGUCGCUGAGUCGCAGACGCUCCACCUCGCGAAACGUCCCUCAGCGGCGAUGAGCUAGGAGAAACGUCUGCCGUUCACAGGCUAAAAUUUCCGACAUUUUUUUAUAAAUCGUAAACAACCCCGCUGUCGUGUUUCUCGCUUGGUUCAUUCACCGGGCCACCCGGAAAGCAUGAUUUCUUGGAAAAUUUCCACCCGGGAUCCCGGCAUAACAAUGCUGAGAUCCCAGCUAACCGCGCUUAAUCGGUUGUCACAACCGAGUCUUGUCAUAUAAUCGCAAAGUUGAUUUUUGUUGCGUUCAACUAAGGUGCCGGGAUGCAAAGCAAGCCAGCCCGGCUCAUGUACUCAGGCCCAAAUAGAAAAAAAAAAACUAAAGCAGCAACGGUACAGUAACAUAUAAACUUUCAUAUUUGCCAAAUAAUAUGACUUAUGCCACCAAAUUAUUGCAGUCGGAGAGUGUCAAAGUUUAUUGCUGUUUGCGUAGUUCCUCGGUCCAUAUAGACAAAGUACUAGCAUGGCUGCGUUUUAGAAAGGUCUACGCCCUCGAGGCAGGCUUCAUUAAAACCUACCUGCGAAUAACUAACAUACAUUUCCUUCCAACUAUAAGCGAGCCUAAUCGAUUUUGAGACGCAAAUUUCCCUCCAAGUAUAAGCUUAGCCGAUUUUCAAAAGCAAAUUUCCCUCCGUAUAUAAGCCCCCUAAAAAAGGGCCUUUGAAAAUUAUAAGCCCUAGGCCUUAUUUUCGGAAUUUUUCGAUAGAUUUCCAGCUAUGUCGAGAAAAGUUGUGGAGAAAACGUACACGCGACAAUCCCGAAAGGUAAAGUGAGUUAUGAUUAAUACACUUCCUGACACUGUAGCUGUCGAACCUACUUUUGUUGCUUUCCUUUAGCACUCGGAAAGGUACGGCUAGGCCUAGACACAUAUAGCUGGGUUUUUAGGAUUUUUAGGGCAUCAGGAUAUUUUUACAAAUCUUGAGGAUUUUUAGCAAAAAAAUGGGGUUUGUGGUGGAUGUUUGUUCUUUUUUUCUUUGCCGCUUUUUUUAAAAAAUCCCGUAAAAUGAUAAGUUUGUCCCAUUGUUUACUAAUUGUGACUGAAAGAUUGCAAUCCAAUUGUGCAGCGGAGUUUUCUGUUUCUAAUGCAUCCCAUGAUUCCAAUGAAAGCAAAUUUCAAACAUGGCGGAGAAGCCAAGUGAAGCUUCAGUGAGUUCAAUUGACCACGCCAGAAAUACCAUAACAUACCAUAAUGCUCUUUGUUUUUCACCCCAAAAUUUUGCAUAAGCAUUGUCUUCAGUUCCUCUUGGGAGUUAAAAUGGCCCCAAGAGAAACUGAAAACAAUGCUUAUGCAAAAUUUUGGGGUGACAAACAAAGAGCAUUAUGGUAUGUUAUGGUAUUUUCUGGAGUGGUCAAUUGCCAUUGAAGAUGACUUAGAGCCCAAUAUCACUCGAGAAAAUUUUGGAAUAUUUAGGAAUCUGUGAAGACUUGUUUGGAUUUUAGAGAUUUUUGAGUGGAUUUUUAUGGAAAAAAAACUGGGGAUUACCGGAGAAAUUUUUAAAGCAUUGUUUGGGAUAUUUGCACUGUGGCGGGCUUUGAAGAAAAUUAUACCCCAAUCCACCCACAAUUUUGGGAUUGUCGCGUGCACUUUUUCCGACAACCUCUCUCGAAACAGUUAAAUAAGGGAGAUAUAAAGCUGUCCACGAAAAAGGACAAAACACCUGCAUUUGAAUCUUGCACUUUUGUGCUCUGCAGUAGUGAUAAAAUACAUUGUUAUAUUCCUAGGCUUUCACUCAACUAAACAGGGACUGCCAUUGGUUGAUUCUUGAUCACGUGGCCUCGACUAAAAUCAAAUGUAUCCCGAUCGUGAUACAUUAAACAAUAUACCCCGCUCGGAAUACAUUGCAGCACUUGAUCAAAGCAUGGUGGAAAGUGGCGUGACAGAAGGCGGGUGGAAAGUCUAGAAAUAUAACCAAACACUUAACUAAUGUCAGGUCCCUCGGGAAACCAGUUAGUUUUGUUUUCCCUCGAGUCCUGUAUACGUGUUGCACACAAACCGAUAACCACUUUACGGCGAAUGCUUACUAAUGUCAAGGAAAAAGACAAACCGGAGGACAGACAGGGAGCAGUAUACAAGAUCAAAUGCUGCGACUGUAAUUGAUCAAUCAGAUCAAUAACCAGAGUAUAAUACCAUCAACUGACGUGAAACAACUCACAUUGACUCUGAAGAUGACUACCGCACAGGUUGUCGAAACGUCAGUCACUGUCAACAGGUCAACAACAACAGUCCUAUUCAGGACUACGUUGACCCGGACGAUCAAACUCAACCAACUUUUGAAAUCACUCCUGGGUUCAAACCUUUCACAAUAUUAACUGAGCCUGAGGUGAAUUGUUUUAGUAUAUACACACGAAGUGAUCUGAACAGAAUCAGAAAGGAAACCAUGAAAAAAAAAAACGAUUAGUUUGAUUCACGGGUAAAUUCAUGCGUGAAUAUGUACAAUGUAGUCGUAAACAGUGGAUGCACAACAGUUGGAUCUUAACAGUAUUUUCAAACAUGGCAAAUCAUAGUUUUAUUUUUUUUUUUUGUAAGCUGUAGCAUCAAUGACUGAAAAGAAAACGUUGAAAGUUUAAAUAACUCCUCUUGCUGAGAAGAAACACAGAGCUUUAUUUGCUUCUGUCAACUCACCGUGAAUGAGACAGUUUUUUUGUUGCUACUUGCAAAUGCUGUCAACAGCGGAUACGAUCGACGUGAACGUUGUUUAUCUGCAGUGCAGUGUUCCUUGCAAUGUUAACUUGCUGGCACGUACAAUUUUCGAAAAUAUUUUUUUCCUCCAUAAAUUAACUUCUAUUUCCAGGCAAAAUUGGUCUUGCGAGGAAAUUCCGAGUUCACAAAACAGUGACAAAGCGGCCUCCUUUUCCUCUGUAGUGGUCAAUAAAAACAUUGCUUCGAGCGUAUGAAAGUCAACUACGGUAAAUCACUUCGCAAUAAAAUCACGCUGUUUAACCACCAUAAAGUCUUUUCUUACCUUCAAAAUCAUCAAUUCUGGGAUAUUCUUGUAUUAUAAAAAAGUUCUUACUCUGAAACUUGGCAAAACACCCAGUUGACGACAGCGAUUUUGUUUUGCUAUAUAUUCACCGCCUAGCGCGGUGAAUAUAACGUCACGGUCUGAGGUAGCGAACCAAUCAGAUUGCUUGAAUCACCAAGAUCACUGAGUGUGUAUAUACCAAUUUCAUAUAUUCAAAAGUUCAUCAUUAUCCUUUCACGGGUUUAUAAUUAACCAUAUCAACGAUCUGCUCCCAGUUGGCUAGUUAGGCUAAUUUGUAGAAAGCUGCACUGGUAUCGCAGAAGUCAAGGGUUCGAAUCCCAUAAAAGCCUGAAUUUUUUUCAGGCUUUCUUUUGGCAACUGCAAAAGUUGCGCCUAUAACUGCGAUGAUCUUCUUACAUUUAAGGUGUCUUGAGGGAGUAUACCUCCCCUCUUUAAGCGUUUACAACGUCGGCAAUAACAAAGAUAACGCAAAAGGGUUACCACAGCUGCUCUGUAUAAAGAUGAAAAUCUGAUACAAUCCAUGUUUUAUUGACAUCAUCGUUACCAUGGCAACAUAAUGACGCCAUUACGUUGUUUACUUGCCUUUGUAUUUCUUGUUACUAGGCCUGUACUUUCCUUAGUUGCCUCAGUUAUGGCAAGCGUUGAACAAAUUCUUUGAGAGCGUUUUGAAAAUAUUUUGAAACAAAGUUUUAACGGGUCAUUAAAACAGUGAAUAAACAUGCUAUCGACAUAAUUAGCUUAUAUCGUAAGAAACUGAUGAGGUCUGGAAAUGCAGUUUCAUCUCAUAGUAGUUUGAGGAGGGGGAUUGCUUUGGCCUAUUGCGAGAAAGAGGAAUUUAAUUAGCCUACGUUCGGCGGCUUUCUUUACUUUUUUUGUAUGUAAUUUGGUCCACACCUACAAAUUUUACGUUGAAAACAAUGCCAGUGAGCAAUGAGGGACGCUCACUUGUAAACACAAAAUCUGGGGAAAAGUUUUUGACAUUUGAAGCCACAUUUAAUUACCUUCCUACAAUGUCCUUGAAACUGGGCGGAGAUGUAAAUUGAUGAUUAAUCUCGGGAUUGUCAUGUUUUUUAAAAAAAUUAUCGAACGGUUUUUUAAUUACCGUGAGAUGAAACCACAUUUCCAGACCUCAUCAUUUUCUUUAGAUAUUAGCUAAUUAUGUCGAUAGCAUGUUUAUUCACUGUUUUUAUGACCCUCAAAACUUUGUUUCAAAAUAUUCCCAAAACGCUGUCAUAGAACGCUCAAAUUGGGGAAGUAUACUCCCUAAAAAAUCAAGUCGAGCCACCUUAAUAACAAGUUGUAUUGAUCAUAAUCUGGCAUAAUAUUUACCAAGCUGCCAGGUAUCGAGGUACAGUAGGUAUACCUAAGGCUUCUAAACCUCUCGAUUAAACGGAACCGGAAAGAAAACCAUUAAGAAGCGAUUUUUUUAUUGACGGUUCAAUUCAUGCGAGAAAAAAGUGCAUGUAGCGGUAAAUGACGAAAUUCGUCCUGUAAAGAAAGCCCGAUCAGGUCACACCUCCGCGUUUUCCUAUGUAUAUGUAGUUGUAAACAAUACUCCGAGCGCCAGAAAAAACUCAUCUAUCGUAAUCAGAAAACGCUGUUUUAAACACUUCAGUUGUUUCUUACCUUAAAAAACAUACCGUUUUCGACAAAACACCAUGUUCACGCCAGCGAUUUUGUUUUGAUUUUGUUUUAAUCAAUCAGAUUGCUUAAAACACCCAACAUAGCGUAGUGUGUAUAUUGAAACUAAUACUGAUUAAUUGAUUACUUUUUAUAGCUGCAUAUGGAAGGCAAUUGGCCCCUCUUCUAUACAUUUUAUUUCAAUACGCCUUUGUGGGGAGAGGGUUCGGAUUCCCUAAAGGAUGUUGUCGAUGAGAUGCAUCUUGCUAUGAAGGAAGUGGCGCCCACUUGCAACGUGGAAACACUCACUCAAGUAUGUCCAUUAUUUAUGUAGGUGUGACGUGUUCUGAAUCUCCUUAUACCGCGUAGGACGAAAAAAAUUGUGCUAUGAGAUAGAAAAUAAAUUGUAAAUAUACCAAAUCCAAGACUACAGGUACCGAAGUUACAACAGUUGGUGAUCCCCUCUCCAGUGAAAUAGGGUUGGGCACAAGUAAAGAAUGUAUGGAUCCUUCUUUGGCUAAAUGUUUCAGAACUUUAGAAAGCGUGUCAAGAGCCUAGUUGCAAAUAUGGCAAAGGCCGCUAAAAGGGUUCCCUGCUCUGCAAUUGCUUUUCGUAUUGUAGAGCACGACGACGAUUGAAAAUUUAGAUGUUGCAAGUACAAUCAAUAACUGACAGCAUGGGAGACUUCCCCUUCUUUCGUUGACUAAGUUAUUGGUUUUCAAAAUUUGCGGAUCUGCCCUACAAUCGACCGUUGAAAUAUUACACUUCACUGGAAGGUGCGAUUAAAACAGACUAUUUGACAGGCUUAGAACGCCCAUGCGGUUUCGGGAGCUUGUAAACUAACAUGUUUUAUAAAGGGGUAAUUUAGAGGUAUAAAACAAUUAUUAUUAAUAUUAAUUGUACUGUUAUUAUUAUUAUUAUUAUUAUUAUUAUUAUUAUUAUUAUUAUUAUUAUUAUUAUUAUUAUUAUUAUUACAGGUGAUACCGGUAAAAGUAAAUUAUAAUUAAUUUACACUAUAUAAAGCUUCACUUUUAAACCUUGAAAUAAUUUAAUUAAAAAGGGUUACCUUUUUAGUCCUUCUUCGCUGCCGCAUAUUCAUACGACGAAGUUCGGUCCGAACGACGACGAACCGUAGCGACCGCUAACCGAAAGCUAACGGUCUGCUACAGUAAAAAUCUGGGCUAACCCCAAGCCACUUAAAGCAUAAUUAUCUAAACAUCAUUCUCUCUUGCUAUCUAAUUGAAUAUGUAUAUUUAAAUAAAAUGCUAUUUAGAAUAAUUUGCUUCUAUCAACGAUCCUUAAAAUUGAACUACAAAUGUAGCUUAAUGGCCUUAACAAUAUGAGACAUUUUAAAAGCUCAAACUUUCGUCACGUGACCUAUAGUUGACAAUUAAAAAAAACUAAUUAAGCUUAAAUAAAAUUGUUGCCAGGCAUGAAAAUAUUCCAAGGGAUGCAAAUCUUUAUAAUGAUCUAAGUAUGUUGCCCUAGAAAAAUAAGCAGUGUUAAAUAUAUAAGUAUGGAGCUUUCUCACCAUUGCUUUGCUGGUCUUUGAAAAACUCUUCCCUGUCCUUGCGCCACGUCUCACUGACACAGUAUCCUGCUUUGAGACCCCUUUGCAUUCGAAUUGAUUUACCUCUUGUGCUAUUUUGCCAAUCUCUCCCUUCCCAGCAUCUGAACUUUCAAUUGCCUGUAUCAGUUGGCAAAGGUCCUUUGACUGAUUGCUAGGUAGCUCAACCUUGAGUUCCUCUUUGCUGUUGUCCUCUUCUUAAUGUAUCUGGCAACUUCACGAUAGUACGUGCAAACACUUUUCAAUCGAGGAUCCGAACCACUUUUCAACGGGAUAUUCUGGCUAGGAAUAUGCCAAAUCUUGCAAGAUUUUGCAUGACCACUACCUGUGGGCCCGCCAAUGACUCUUAUAUUUUCUGCAACAUAUCUUAAGCGAUUAAAAUCUUCCAGUAUCCCUUCACACAAGGUGUGAUUUCCGAGCAACAUCUCUUGAGCAAGCUCAAUUACAUGUGAAGUUUCCAGUGCGAGAAGCUUGCCGGAGUUGAUCACUUUGUGUUCGAAUAUGGGACAAUACAAACUCCACGCACAAUCGACGUGAAUGAAAAGCCGACCAGGUUGAAAAGGCCACGUUUGAGCGUUAUAGGUAUGUGUAUCUGAAGGAUAUAACAUCAAUAUCUAUGCACAAUCCGGUAUGCUGGUAGGGUCAACAUCUUCGAAAGGAGAGUGUUUUCUGGUGGGAGAAGUCAACUCAACACUAAAACCGGCUGAUUUCAGAUCCCUAUGUCGCAUUUCUAACAAUUUACGUCGAUCCCCUUUGGCAGUCGUCGUUUCAGCAGAACUGAAGGUUUUCUUCCGCAAGAGUCUUUUUCGCAAAACCUCCUUGACAUUCAAACUUGCGCGCUCGUCGCCUUCGCACGAGGCGCUUGAGCUGGAGAAAUUAAAUCCGCUUCAGGUUUUCGACCAAAAUUCAAUGUUAAGGGUAAUUCCCUUGUUUUGCACUGCGCCCUCUACUGCGCAAAAUAUUGCGACAUGGCGGCGGUACUUCCCGUUAGCACGAAAAGAACAAACAAGCGCCGCUUUUGCAGAGCUAAAGCUUUUAUUCACAAUAACAAUGCCGCAGACCGGCUGAAAGCUUCCUGGAAAAUGAAAGAAAUGUGCGUGAUCACGAAGUGUGCAGUUGUUUUUCACUUCGUAGCUGUCGAGUUGUGGAAUUAUUUUAAAAAAUGUCCUGGCUGAGGCUUUGGAUGGGGGCUAUCAUGAAGCCUGUGGAACAGCUCUGCGGCUCUCCAACUGCAUUACCGAGCCAGUAUAUGGCCCGGAAUCGCUUCUGUGCAUAUGUUGUUCAAACUCCGAAUGUGGAGAGACGAAUAUUUCUGGAACAAAUGAGACAGAACCACGCGAGGGAGACCAAUCUUUGAUGUAAACAUGAAGUUUACUGCUGAAUUCACAUUUUGCUGUGUAUAGAAACCAAGAAAGCGAACAUAUGAAGAAUAGGAAUAUAUAGUCUUUUCUUCAAGUUUCUUUGUCAAGCAUUGUUGCGCAAAAGCAAAAAAAUCGAACCCCAGCUCACUGGAAUAACAGAACGCCGGCGCCUCAAAAUAGUCCAAAAUAAAGAUUCAUAACGCCAAAAUCUCAUCAAAUCUUGACUUACCUCAUUCCUUGGUAUUUACUGUACUCUAGAUCUUUUCAAGUAUGAAUUUCUGUGCUUGCGAUAUCAAACACAUAAAAACAACCGAAAACAAGCUUGAUGUCGAGUGCAUACUUCGAACACGGUGGGCGCUAUUUUGCACCUCGCCCCAGUCACCGCUGCCCAAAUUAUCCAUCUCGAGUGCGAUGUCAAAACCAUGUCCACCUUUCACAGCAGUUUGUGAAUAAAACAAGCACGAUGAGCCCCGGUUUUUUUUUCCAGAUAUUUGCUAAGAACAGUCUAAUAAAGAACAUAUUUGAAGGAGAAAAAAAGUUUGAUAGUAGAACAUGUUUUUUUUUGGAAAAUAGUUCCGUAGUUGGUGUAUUUGGGUCAAGGCGAGGACUUCAAGCUAACCACGGAACUGUCCGAAAAAGUGCAAUAUCCCAACAACCAGGCUAUCAGAAACUGAUUAAUUGAAGUAAUACUGCUUAUUUUAAUAAAAGAAGCUUUAUGUUCAAGAUAAAGACUUAAUUCUGUAUGAAGGUGACUCAAAUUUUAACACGCAACCAGUAAAUCAUAUAAGCCCGCUGACCCCAUCUUUUUACUGCAUUUUCUCAAUGUUCAUAUCAUGAAUGUUGAUUAUGCCAGGUUUCAAAAAAAAAGUUUGAUAGUAGAUCAAUUUCAAGGGAAUUACCUUAAAGCACUUUUUCUACAACUCUGACUUUCUGAAAGAUCCGAUUCGUCAAAAGGACGUUUCAUAUUAAAAGUUUUUUGAGGAACUUACAAGGAGAAUUUGCGACGACAAAAACCCUAAAAUUCUAACAAAGACAACCUUUCCACUCGCUGCGUAUAUCGUGCUUGAAAGAACUAUUAUAAUCCAUCGCUUUAUUCUCAGUCUAUUAAAAAACUUAUUAACUUUCGCUUACCCAGAUGCUAGCGGCUGUAAAAUCAACAAUAAGGGUGCAUAACAAAAAGGAAAACGGUCGAAGGACGGGCUCUUUAUUGCACCUUCGUCCGCAAUGUUUUUUCUUUUUUCCUCUCGGUUCACAGUGACUUUUCGCGGGAAAGAAGCCGUUCUAUUUUUAAAUCUGCUCGGGAAAGGGUUGACUCAAGAAAUUAGUAGAUAUGGAAGCUCUGAGAGAUGGGCUCCUGGCCCCUUAAAUCUUAAAUGCCGGACAUACGGUCAACUCGUUAUUUUUAAAUGCCUCACACAACUAAAACGUGAAAUGUGCUAUUUGUCGAUAAUGAAAUCUUGUCAGUGACCGCAGCAAAAAAAAUAAUAAUUCGGUAAUAGACGGUGUUACAUAGGUGUUACAUGGGAAGAUAUUUUAUGGCAAAUUUUAUCUUGUUAUGAUCUUCAACGUCCAAAAUUGUGAAAGUUAAAAGGCUUCCUUAAAUGAUUUUAGGAGAUUUUUUUAUGAUACUUAUAAUUUACUUUAUAAUUAUAUAGCAGCAGUUAAGCUGAGCAGGUACGUCAUCGUCGGCGUUUCAAUUACUGUUGUACCUUAUGCCGUCGUAAAUCGUUUCAAAACAGUUUCUUGAACCACAUUUCAGUCUCGAAGUUCCCUAAUAGAUGAAGACAGACUAUUGCCGCACUCUUAAAAAAUGCAUGAAACUGAAAUUUUGUUUCAUAGGAAAACGUCCGCUUUAACAUUCUUGCAAUAUUGUAGGAUUAAUUUCUACGGUUAAUUUUACUUCUGAAGUCUUGAAGAAACAUAAAAAUGAUAUCUGAGUGUCCAGUCAAUUAAGCAUUCAUCCUAGAAACGCUUCAACGACUGAGUAAUCUACGGAGGUACCUACUUUCGAGAUUCAAAAAAAGUUUAUCCUAGACAUAUAAAACAAGAAUCGUUUUUAUUCUACCUCAUUUUUUUAUUCCCUCCGUCCUAGAUUGCCUUGGUCCCUAAAACCGUAUUAAAGCAGCAAAACUAGCAAAGAUUAAAAAUAUAACUAUUAUUCUAUGUUAUUCACCGGCUGGGAGGUCCGUAUUCGGAGAAACUGCGCCCGAGGUCUUGAGUACCGCCCGAGGCCUUAGAUCGAGGGCACAGUUUCUCCCAAUGCAUGCGGACCAAUCGAGGCCGGUGAAUAACAUUUUUAUUUUUUCCUACUGAGAGUUAAAAGUUUCGGGAAAGUUUUCCUUUAACCUCCAACCUAUGUGUGUUGAAGUAGGACGCGUUCGCGUUGAUGGAGCACGCGAUCGAUUGCAAACCAAAACGAAACAUUAGAAAACGAUUUUUAGCUCACAAUUAAGUUCUUUUUCAGAAUAAAGAAAGGUUUUUGUGAAUUGGUAGGCAAUUCAUAAUCUGAGUGCCAAACAAGGAUAAAAUGAUUGACGAGCCUGAAAUUAAAAGCCUCAGGAAAAAAAAUACAGCAGAGAUCUUCUUCGGCUGAAUAAUUAAGAUUUUAGUUUGACUUUAAUUGCAUAUUUUGAAUGUAAAAUAUUGUCAAUGUUCACCCUGAAAUGCACUGGCUAUGGAGGUAUGUCUGGUGGGCGUUAAUUUGAUUUUUGGUCGGUUUGUAGGCUAGAUUCGUCUUCAAAUUUCAAGGUGUUGCAGUGAAUCAAUGUUAAUGAAAGUUUCAGACAUUAUUAUGUACAUCAUGAAGAUUAUGUGAUGAGGUUUAAAAAGAAUUCUGUAGAGCCAUUUUAGAGAUAUAAAGAAAAGCGCUAAAAGUCAAAAUUAAGAAUAAAGUUGCACUUAGACAGGUGGUGAGAAAACAGGUUAAUUUUGAGGAUCGCAGGAAAGGAAAUAAACCAAAAUUUCCAUGCAUCGAUAAAUCCAUGAUAUUUAGCAGCCUUCCGACGCUACUUAAGAUUAAUUUGAGUUAAUUAGAUUUUUUUCAUUAAAAAAAUGGCAAGCUUGGAAAAAAUAAAAUACUAUAUGGUAGCGUCAUGUAUUAAAGUCAGACAGAAAAGCUUGGCUCACAGGAUGGCUCAAAGUUUGUCCGUACGUAUUUUUACUGGUCAAGUUUAUUUUCAGUGUCUUCAGAUUGUCAAUUUUUGACAGAACCGUCAAGUUGUCUUGCAUUUUCACCCCUCUAUUCUACCCCCAUGUAAAAAGGGAAUAAAACAUAACCGGGAAAUGAAGUACAGGGAAAACAUGGUUAUCUUCACUGUACCUUUUCACAUUGGUUAAGUUGAACUGCAAAGGUACCUAACGAUCACACGGUCAAGAAAUGUCCAAGCUUGAAGCAUAUUUUAUCAAAAGGGUCUUCACGCCCAAGGCCACACUACUGUAGUCACUUACUAGAAAAAAAGCACACACUUUGCUCUAAAUAUCUUUUUUUUGUUUUUCAUAUUUCGUCAUAGGUUAUUAAGCAAAUAUCAUACCUGAAGUGGGAAAAAUGGUGCGAAGAUGAUAAGACCUGUAAGUUUAGUCCAUGUGAGAACAUAUUGAAUGCUCUUCAAAAGUACAUAUUCGCCUGCAUCAAACUUACUUGGAGAAUGGUUACACAGAUGCCGCCGAUGAAGCUCGAAUACCAUUCUUCCCAGUUUAAUAAAGAUAUUCAUAAGAAAGUGUCCAGGGUACCAGAAGAAACACGUCGAUUAACUAAGAAGGACCAGGGUGAAGACAUUAGAUGCUACCUGUGGCCCGGCCUUCAAGACGGUGGAGGAAGGCGAAUUCGACAAGCGGAAGUCUUGUGCAAAUUAAAACAGAAAUGA